AUGUCGUACCGGAUCGGUCAGCUGUACAUGAUCAGUAAACACAGCCAUGAGCAAAGUGACCGGGGAGAGGGGGUGGAGGUGGUGCAGAAUGAGCCCUUUGAGGAUCCAGUGCACGGCCAAGGACAGUUCACAGAGAAACGGGUCUACCUCAACAGUAAAUUACCCAGCUGGGCUCGAGCCGUGGUGCCCAAAAUCUUCUACGUGACGGAGAAAGCCUGGAACUAUUACCCUUACACCAUCACAGAAUACACUUGUUCAUUUUUACCCAAGUUUUCCAUCCACAUAGAGACCAAAUAUGAAGACAACAAAGGCAGCAAUGACCAUAUUUUCGACACAGAGUUAAAGGACCAAGAAAGGGAGAUAUGUUUUGUUGACAUUGCAUAUGAUGAGAUCCCAGAACGUUACUACAAAGAAUCAGAGGAUUUGCGAUACUUCAGAUCAGAGAAGACGUCACGAGGGAUGCUUCAGGAGGGCUGGAAAGACACUCAGGAACCCAUCAUGUGUUCAUAUAAACUGGUCACUGUCAAGUUUGAAGUGUGGGGUCUGCAGACACGAGUGGAGCAGUUUGUGCACAAGGUGGUAAGGGAUGUGCUGCUCCUGGGUCACAGACAGGCCUUUGCGUGGGUGGAUGAAUGGAUUGACAUGACAAUGGAUGAGGUCCGAGAGUUUGAGCGCACCAUCCAGGAAGCCACAAACCAGAAAAUUGGGAUGUUUCCACCAUCCAUCUCCAUCAGUGAGACUCCUCUGUCGUCCUGCGCUCUGACCGGCCCGGCCAGCGCCCCUUCAACCCCCAUGUGCACGGACGCCCCUGAGUCCCUCUCUGUGCCCAAGGAUCGGCCACGCAAGAAAUCUGCUCCAGAAACCCUGACCCUGCCUGACCCUGUCCCGUCUGGUGUCCUUCAGGGCUCUGCUCCGGACCCCAACUCAAUGUCAAACCACGUCCAGUCCUCCACACCUCCGUCCUCCAGCAGUGAGCUGGCUGAAAUCGCAGAAUAAAAGACUGAAGUCUCUUUAUCAUUAAUUACUCUUCUGUAGCUCCAUGAGACCAACUUUCCCACACCAGUGCCCAAACACCUUUACUUUGAUUUGUAUCAGUCCAGAACCACUUCAAACGUUUUCAUCUGUGUCAUUGAAUCCAUUGAAAUCUGUUAAUCUAGCCACCGUGGUGUGGCUGCCUUCCAGUGUAUGUUUGAGUCCAGCUUACCAUUUUUAUUGUUACAUCCCCUUCUGAGCUAUUAAUACAUAUUAAUAGCUUUUAAACUAUGAAGUAGUUGCCUUAUUGCCACAGAGACAGUGGUACUCUUAUUAUUAACACAUUUGCUGACAAUGUGCCCAAAACUAUGACUGUUAAGCAUGGUCCCUUUUCAGUCAGUAGUUAUUAUAUGAAGACUGUGUUGAAAUUGGUGAUACUGAAUAGAAUAGGAUGGUAGUAAAGUACAGUAGUGUUAGAUCAAUUAUUGGAAAAUACAGCCAAGUAACCUGCUAUUUUUGCCAUUUAAACAGGGCGACUGUUCAGAUUGCGAUUUUGGAUCUGAAUCAGUGACAUAAAAGGAUGCAAUAUUAUUACAAUCCUUAAGAAAUCCUCAGGUAUCCCCAACUAUCUGUCUUAUGUUUGAAAAGGCACGGAUACAGGUGUAUCUUUUGCAUUUUAUACCUCGACAGUUAAUUCAGUUCAGUGAAAGCACUAGUCAAAUUAACUUUUAAUGCUUCUACAUCAGAAAAGUUGAAAUAUUAGUUUUAUCAGCAUUAACACACUUGUGAUGUUAAGCUUCAGGUUUGGUUAUAGCAUGGCCGUUCAAUAGGUUGUGUUCAUGAACUUUAAUUUUAUAUUGUCAUAAUUUUAGAGGGACUUUAUAACUCUAUGUAAGAUUCAUUGAUUUUGCAAGAAAUAUCCAAAUUUAGGAUCUACAAUGUUGACACUUGAAUCACUAUUUGCCAUAUUAACCUUACAACUUAGUCCUUUCAACUGACAAUAAUAACUUGUUUGUUGCUGAACAAUGGCACCACUUUCUAAAGCUAUUAUGUAAAUAUUAUUUCUCUUUUAUUGAUGUGCAUUUAUGCUGACAAAAGAUGAACUUUAUGCUUUUGGUUUAUUUGUUUCAUGUGGAUAGGCUCUGUGAUUAGAGAUACCAUCCAUGAACAAAGUCAGCAAAUCUGCUGUCAAACAUUUUAACAGCAAAUUCCAUCAUAAAACUCUGACCUGCCUCCAGCUCAGUUUUGUUAAACCAUAGGCUCUAGAACACAACCUAUUAGUGAAGACUGAUGUUUUAUACAGUGUUUCCUGAACUGAAUACUGGGCAAGUAUUAUUUGAUGUCAUUGUACAAAAUUUAAGAAUUGCCUAAAUGAUCACAAACAGGUGCACGGGCAUUCUGGGGUGCUUUGUCUUUAGCAAAGUUAAGGAUGGGUACUUGAAUUUCAGAGGCAGAUAUUCUGACGUUCACUUUGACAAUUCUUCAGUGGCCACAAACUGACUUAAACAGUAUGUUUAUUUACAGUAACCAUAUAUGUAAUAUUGGGAAAACAAUCUUUUAACAAUAGUGUUGCAUGGAAUCCUUAUCAAAUGUAUAUUCCAUGUUAGUUGUGUAUAUAUUGUAAAAUGGAUGGACUGGUACAGUAUUUAGUGCAACAGUAUGAACAAGUGAAUGCCAACUUUGAAGGUUCUUUAUAAAUUUUGUCUAUAGCCUGAUAGGAAAGUGAACUGAACUGUAAGCAUGCCCAGAGAAUAUACUGUAACCUUAGGCCUACAAACUCAACUCAGUGCCUCUGCAUGCAACUGUAUUAUAACAUCCACAUAGGAAAACCAAAUCAGUUUUAGUGAAGAAACUGGAAAUUCCAAUGCAUUUAGUUCACCAUUUCAUUGAUUAUUACCAAAAUAUUCCUCAAAUCAAUCAUAUCAAAUAUUAUCAUCAGGCUGUCAAACAACAGGGCUAACCUUUAUUAUUUCAGUUAGUGUAAACAUGAGUUCCUCCCGUUUUUAAGUUAACAAAUGCAUUUUGCACUUUUUCCACUUGUUUCCAGACACCUUAUUUGACAAUGAAGGAAUGUGUUACUUACAGUUCUGUUGGACCAGCGUCCUGUGUCAGCUCAUAGAGUUUUAAGGAGUCUCGCCAUAAAAAAUACUCUCCACAUUUUGUACAGUUUCUCACAUGCUUUCGCUUAACAAAACGGUAGCUUUUUAUCUGUAACUGUAGCUUUUUUCAUUACCUUAAAAUAUGUAUUAUUGAUUAAUGGCCCCUAUACACCACUCAGGCAAAACAUUAUAACCACUGACAGGUGACACUGAUCACAUUUCCAUGACUGCACCUGUAUUUUCCAAGCAGCUCAUGGAGUAUUUCAUCAGGAAAGCUAAGGCUCUCUAACUCUCUCACAAUUGGCAAAAUGCUGUAUUAUUAGUAUUGGUAUAUUUACGUCUACAAAUAUCCAAGUUCAGGGACUGCAUUAAACAUACAAGUGUAAAAUGUAUCCCAAAUCUUACAGACAAGUGGUAGAUUACCUUGCAUGACCUCAUUCUGUAUUUGCAGUAUAGGUGGUUAUAAUGUUACAUAUAUAGGCUGCUAUAUUACCUUAAAGCUUGACUGAAGUACAGACAAUUUCUGUUGUCAGGAACACAGAAUCACUCACACAUGGGCCAUUAACGUUCAUGCAAAUUAUCCAGUUGUGUAAGAUUGAAGCUCUGCUCUGUUUAAAAGAGUAACACAUGGGGUAUUGUAUAUAUUGUUAAUGAUAACUUUAGUAGGUUUCUUACUAUGAAACUUGUUGCAUAGCUGUGACAUGAAUGUGUGCAAGAAAAGAAGGAACUUAUUUGGAGAAUAUUUGAUUCUUGGUGUAGAAUGAAGUGUCUGUAUCUAUGAAGUUUGGCUCGACUCAAACCUCUUCUCAUCGUAGUGAUGCACUUUGACGCUGGUGACAUUGCAGGGCAAAAUCCUUAGUAUUAAUUGUGUUUCUGAAAGUUUUCUUUACAGUGAAGUGACAGUUUUCAGUGUUUACUGGUUAAUUAGAAACAAUCAGGUUUUUAAAUUCCUAUUUUGUAGUUUUGAUUAUGUAAUUGCUUGUCUUGUUAAAUUGAUCAUUUGAUCUUAUUUUUUUUCCAAUGAAAGGACCAAGAUUUGAUUUGACAGUGCCCCUUAUCUUCCCACAGCUGUUGCUUUGCUGGAUCUUGUUGUGUAAAAGUCUGCUUGGUUCUCUGAAGUGCCAUUCUUGUUGGCUGCUGGAAGUUGUUCUGAGUUCUUCCACAGAUUAUUGGUUAUAUUUUUACUGCCCUUCUGUUGUUUAUGGUUCUUAUGUUUUUGGAAAUGGAUAAAUAAAAAUUUAUUAGGUAUUCCAUCA
Messenger RNA from Boleophthalmus pectinirostris (great blue-spotted mudskipper), 4327 nucleotides. RefSeq names its product phosphatidylinositol transfer protein cytoplasmic 1. The record is from RefSeq and is a predicted model, not a curated record. The transcript is spliced from 9 exons. Gene Ontology annotation, cellular component: cytoplasm. The coding region runs from base 1 to 996 and encodes 331 amino acids. Gene Ontology annotation, biological process: phospholipid transport. Gene Ontology annotation, molecular function: phosphatidylinositol binding; phosphatidylinositol transfer activity. NCBI's taxonomy places the organism in Eukaryota, Metazoa, Chordata, Actinopteri, Gobiiformes, Gobiidae.